Molecule: messenger RNA, 1557 nt
Organism: Drechmeria coniospora
Lineage: Eukaryota; Fungi; Ascomycota; Sordariomycetes; Hypocreales; Ophiocordycipitaceae
Exons: 3
Coding region: 1-1557 (518 amino acids)
Source: RefSeq, a predicted model, not a curated record
AUGCCUACCCAGGGACACGUGCACACGGCCGACCACGAUGGCAGACCGCUUUCGAUAUUGUUUCUCCUGAACAAGCAAGCGGAUGUCGACGAGUUACUGCCAGAUCUGAACAACCAGGUGAACGUUCUUAGGGCCUUUACUACGGCGUGGAACAGAGGUCAAAGGGAUGUGUGUGGGUUGAGACCAUUCAGCGGUGCCCGUCCUUGCAACGUUUUGGUUGUCAUCAAGCAACACCAUCGGUCUCACCUGUCGCCCGAGGAAAGCAAACAUUUUACGGUGAAAUCGGCGACGUGGGAAAUGUGGAAUGCCGAACUACCAAGGGCGAAAGGAGCCAUACAUGUGUACUCGUUUGGCGAUGUCGUGGCCAAAGGGUUCAAGUCCUAUCGCAUUCAAUCACACUCGAGGUCGAAUUACGGAUCACCGGCGAUGAGAAUGGCUGUUAAAAAUGCCUUGGCCAAUAAAUACACACAGACGAAAGGCGGCGGAAGCAGCAAUAUCAUUCAAGGCGAUGGCACCGGAGGCCAUGACGAUGACAGCAGGAGCCAUGGCGAUGGCAACAUGACCUAUGGCGAAGGCAGCAUGACCAAUGGCGAAGGCAGCAUGACCUAUGGCGAAGGCAGCAUGACCUAUGGCGAAGGCAGCAUGGCCUGUAGCGAGAGCAGCAUGACCUAUGGCGAAGGCAGCAUGGCCUGUAGCGAGAGCAGCAUGACCUAUGGCGAAGGCAGCAUGGCCUGUAGCGAGAACAGCAUGACCUAUGGCGAAGGCAGCAUGGCCUGUAGCGAGAACAGCAUGACCUAUGGCGAUGACAGCAUGACCUAUGGCGAUGGCAACAUGACCCAUGGCGAUGGCAACAUGACCCAUGGCGAUGGCAACAUGACCCAUGGCGAUGGCAACAUGACCCAUGGCGAUGGCAACAUGACCUAUGUCAAUGAAAGCGGGCUACGGCGAUGGCAGGAGGAGCAACGGCAACGGCAACGGGCUAUGGCGAAGACGGCAGGCUAUGGCAACGGCAGCAAGAGCUAUGGCAACAGCAGCAAGAGCUAUGGCAACAACAGCAAGAGCUAUGGCAACAGCAGCAAGAGCUACGGCAACAACUACGGCAACAGCUACGGCAACAGCUACGGCAACAGCUACGGCAACAGCAGUAAGAGUCAUGGCAACAACAGCAGGAGCUAUGGCAACAACAGCAAGGGCUAUGGCAACAACAGCAACAGCUAUGGCAAUAACAGCAAGAGCUAUGGCAACAGCAGCAAGAGCUAUGGUAACAACAGCAAGAGCUAUGGCAACAACAGCAAGAGCUAUGGCAACAACAGCUAUAGCAACAACAGCAACAGCUAUAGCUACAACAGCAACAGCUAUGGCAACAGCAGCAAGAGCCACGAUGACAACAGCAAGAGCUACGAUGACAAGACCAAGAGCCUUCUCGACAGCAUCAAGAGCCUUCUCGACAGCAGCAGGAGCUAUGGCGGUGACAGCAGGAGUUAUGGAGGCAGCGGCAAGGGCUAUGGCCGCAAUGGGAAGGGCCAUGACGGCAACGGCAAAAAGUAUCCGACAUAA